Molecule: messenger RNA, 405 nt
Organism: Lichtheimia ornata
Lineage: Eukaryota; Fungi; Mucoromycota; Mucoromycetes; Mucorales; Lichtheimiaceae
Exons: 4
Coding region: 1-405 (134 amino acids)
Source: RefSeq, a predicted model, not a curated record
AUGCCAUCAUCAUCCAACUUUGUUUUCAUUUUCGUGUCUCUUGCCAUGCUUAUGCAAACCAUUACGGCAACAGGUCUCUUUUCCAAAACCAAAGGAGAGGUCUCAAUUGGCGAUGCUACUUACUACAAUCCCGGCCCUGGAUCAUGCGGAUUUACAAAUGCAGAGAAUGAGGACAUUGUGGCGAUGAAUUAUGUCCAAAUGGAAAAUGGUCCCAACCCCAACAACAACCCGCUUUGCGACACGUAUAUCAUCAUCAAAGGUUCUCAAGGAGAAAGCAAAGCUCGCAUUGUCGAUACUUGCCCAAAGUGCGAAUACGGAUGUUUGGAUCUAUCACCAAAAGUGUUCUUGGACGUAUGCGGUGAUUUAGACAAAGGAAGAUGCACCGUCCGUUGGAAGUUCAUGUAA